AUGACAUCCUUUGCGAGACGUUUCACGCGCCGGGGUACCACCAAUGGCACUGCAGAUGGUAUCCCUUCUCCUCCUGUUCCAGACUCCCCGCCUUCUGAGCCAGAGGAUGAUAGCACUACCGUCCCCAUCAACCAGACGGAAUAUGCUCGAAGAUGUCGGGAGGUCAUGGAGCUGUACCGUGCUCUUCAGGAGCUAGGUCUUCUGCGAUGCAGUGCGGAUCGGUUGUUCCCAACGUUGCCUAAGAUCGUAGUCAUCGGCGGUCAAUCCACCGGGAAGAGUUCGCUGGUAGAAGCGGUCUCUGGAAUCAACGUACCCCGGGACAGCGGCACUUGUACCAGGUGCCCUAUGGAAUGUAUAAUGCUCAGUUCAUCGCUAACCUGGUCGUGCACGAUUUACCUCAACUUCAAGUAUGCGUCAGACGGGAGCAAACUCGACAUCUCGGACAGAGUGCAGUUUGGGCCAGUCAUCAAGAACAGGGACAUGGUCGAACUAUGGAUCCGGCGGGCGCAAGCUGCGAUUUUGUGCCGUCAUCGUCCCAAGGAGGAUUUCAUGAGCAUGAGUACGGUGGACCUCCGUAAUCUUACUACGACCGACUCGGAGAUCCUACCGUUCUCGAGGAAUUUCGUCCAGGUCGAGUUAAGAGAUCCGGACUUGACAGAUCUAUCCUUUGUUGAUCUCCCAGGCAAGGCGGUCUUAUCUUUCAAUUUAUGCAUCAUACACAAUGCUGAAGAAGAAAUUAUCAAUCUCGUUCAUGACUUGGUGGUUUCCUAUAUCGAAGAAUCGGAGAAUACUAUUGUUCUCAUAACCAUUCCUAUGAGUGAUGAUAUUGAGAUGCAAGCAGCGGUGAAACUUGCAAAGGCUCGGGAUCCCAAUGGUGAUCGCACAAUCGGAGUAUUGACCAAGCCAGACAUGCUCACAACAGGCGCCUCCGGUGCGCGUCAAAAAUGGAGAGAGAUUAUUCUUGGACAAGAUCAAAAACAUAGGCUCAAACAUGGGUACUACUGUGUUCGUCUCCCGGACGACGAUGAGCGUAGGCGCAAUAUCUCCAGAGAGGAAUCCCAGGCGAAGGCCAAACGAUAUUUCGAGCGUACCUCCCCAUGGAAGGAGUUUCCGAACCGCAGCCGUUUCGGCAUACCUGCACUUGUGCAUGAUAUAAGCCGACUUUUGGUCGGGCUAAUCGAAAAUUACAUACCGACCCUAAAGCAAAGCGUCGACGAACUCCUUGCUACUGACAAGGCGGAAUAUAGUACCCUUCCUCCACUACCGCCCACCGACGAGGCGUGGUCCCGGAUUAUCAUCCUCAUCCAUCAGUUCUGCGUCGAUGUCAAAGCGGCCGUCGAGGGCAAAGAAGAACACAAGGGUCUCGUACAGCGCAACCGCGCUAGGUACGGGCAGUUCAAGCGCGACAUUCUCGGGACGUGCCCAAACUUCCGGCCGUUCGAGGAUAAGACUCGAUAUCUAGAUCCGUGUAUCCAGGACGAACAAUUCGAGGGGAAGGACAACCCGUACGUGCAUAUGGCUGCGUCCGAGUACAUAAUGGAUAUCAAGGAUGUGAGGAGAGAGAUUGAGAACUGCACUUCGUGGGAACUUCCUGGUGAAGUUCCGCUGGAAACAACGCGGAAACUCAUUGAACUCUUUACGAAGAAGUGGUCCAAUCCUUCUAUGCAGUGCUUCGACGAGUCACGACGUGUUCGACACGUCGACGGUUUCAAGCCCCUGGAGACGCGCAUUAGAGCACUUGUGCGGGCCCAGAUGGAGAUGUGCAAGAGCGAGGCACUCGUCAUACUCGGAAAGGCCGUGAAAUUGGAGACGUCGCCGGUCUAUACUCAAGUCCCACAAUACUCGAUGGAGCGCUCUAAGUGGUUCAAGCGAUUUUAUAGUGUCUAUACAAAUCCUAAUAGGCAUUGGGACUACAUUGCAAAUCCAUCCCUACUUCCUCCAGUUCGCGAGGCGACAGAAGACGAAGAAGCGCUGCUCGUGAUGGCCAAGGUCAGAGAAUACUUUGAGAUAGCGUACAAGCGAUUUAUUGAUAAUAUUCCGCUUACUAUUGAGCAUGAACUGCAUCAAACUCUACUACCUCGCUUGUCGGAGAGUCUUAUCAAGGAUAUGGGAGGGCAGAAUGCCAGCGAGAGGGCUAAGGAGCUGCUGACAGAGGAUCCGGAAAUCGCAAUGAGGAGGAAUGUCCUACAAGAGAGAAUCGCAAGACUGGAGGAGAUCAAGAGGAGGCUCUAUGCUUUUAGCUUCAAUGUUGCCAUGUCUUGGCUACUAAAGAAAUUUCUGAAAUGUAGUUCUGACCGGUCUCUCCAGCUGGAUCAUGAUGCUGCGUUCUCGGUCCGGGGCGAGAUCACGAGACCCGCCUUCAUGUCCUGGCUGAUUCCCAGAGAGAGUAUGACGGCUGCGGCUCCCAGCGGGCGGGCGUACCCCUGCGCUCCCCCGCUAGGCGAGAAGGCGGUGUCGUUGGAGGCGGUGCUGGUGCUGGAUGAGAUGGAGAAUAGCUGGGCGAGAGCGACGCCGGUGGAGGCUAGGACGAGGGAGGUCCGGACGUAUGCGAGGAAGGUCCGCUCAGAGGCGAGGUGGUCUCGUGCGACAGAGCCGUUGUUCUCUAGCGUCGGGCUGAUACGCAUGGCAAAGAGCAAAUAG
Molecule: messenger RNA, 2640 nt
Organism: Desarmillaria tabescens
Lineage: Eukaryota; Fungi; Basidiomycota; Agaricomycetes; Agaricales; Physalacriaceae
Product: P-loop containing nucleoside triphosphate hydrolase protein
Exons: 16
Coding region: 1-2640 (879 amino acids)
Cellular component (GO): cytoplasm; membrane; microtubule
Molecular function (GO): GTPase activity; microtubule binding; GTP binding
Source: RefSeq, a predicted model, not a curated record